Messenger RNA from Leptopilina heterotoma, 2819 nucleotides. RefSeq names its product probable RNA-binding protein 19. The transcript has 15 exons. Gene Ontology annotation, molecular function: mRNA binding. NCBI's taxonomy places the organism in Eukaryota, Metazoa, Arthropoda, Insecta, Hymenoptera, Figitidae. Gene Ontology annotation, cellular component: ribonucleoprotein complex; nucleus; cytoplasm. The record is from RefSeq and is a predicted model, not a curated record. Bases 104 to 2713 code for a protein of 869 amino acids.
UUAGUAAUGGUAUAUGACUUCAGGGUAUUUCAACACGUGUUCUCCUUCUGCUAUUGUUUACAAAAUAGUUUAUUGUUAUUUUUUUAAAAAAUAAUGUGCAACAAUGUCUCGUUUAAUUGUAAAGAAUUUACCGAAAUCUGUGACGGAAGAUAAAUUAAAAGAACAUUUUACUAAAAAGGGUAAUAUUACUGAUGUUCAACUUAAAUAUACAAAGGAGGGAGUGUUUCGUAGAUUUUGUUUUAUUGGUUACAAAACCGAAGAAGAGGCUCAAAAUGCUGUUGACUAUUUUAAUCAAACUUACAUUGACACGUCGAAAAUUUCUGUUGAAUUAUGUGCCAAGCUGGGCGAUUCUUUGAAACCUAAAUCUUGGAGUAAAUAUGCAAUAGACAGUUCGGCGCAUGAGAAAAUUACAGGUAAAACUAUUAAAACAGAAGAAGAAUCUCCGGUUAAAAAGGAAAAAGAAAAGAAGAAGAAGGAAAUAAAUAGGGAAAUUAAGGAGAUAAUUGAAAAGCACAAGGACGAUCCUUUAUUCAACGAAUUUUUAGAGAGUCAUGCCGGUAAAACAGCUCAACAAGUUUGGAGUAAUGAGGCACAAAAAUUGAUCAAGGAAGAAUGCGAGGAUGACGAAAGUGACAGUGAAACUGAAAAAGUUGAUACAAAACAAAUUGAAGACAAAGAAACGGAGAAAAAACUUGAUUUUGAGGUUUUCGGAGCAUUGAAAAAGGAGAAGGAACCAAAGAAACAAGUAGUUAAAUUUUUCACGGUUAAAAUACGCGGUCUGGGUUUUAAUCACAAAAAGAAGGAUUUAAAACAAUUCUUCAAACCCUUGAAACCAAAAUCGAUACGUGUGCCUCAAAAAAUUAAAGGCAUUGCUUACGUUGGCUUUAAAACUGAAAAGCACAUGAAACAAGCUCUGAGCAAGCACAAAAGCUUUUUAGAUGGAAAACAAAUAUUCGUAGCUAAAUACGAACAAAAUGACAAUCAAACGGAUAAUGAAGAUAAAAGUAAGGAUAUCAAAUGGAAAAAACAGGCUGAAGCUCUUGCUGAUGAAGAGACAAUUGCUGAAUCAGGAAGGAUGUUUCUCAGAAAUUUGGCUUAUACAACAACUGAAGAUGAUGUCACGAAACUUUUUGAGAAAUACGGACCAUUGACCGAAGUAAAUUUACCAGUGGACAGAAUAACUAGAAAACCCAAAGGCUUUGGAACUGUAACUUUUAUGAUGCCAGAACACGCAGUGAAAGCCUAUACAGAAUUAGAUGGUUCAAUAUUAAAUGGUAGAAUGUUACACAUUCUGCCUGGAAAAUCGAAAAUUACAGCCGAAGACUUGCUUCAAAAUGAAAAUCUAAGCUACAAGGACAAGAAAGCUUUGAAAGAAAAGGCCACCGCUGGUUCAUCCCAUAAUUGGAAUACUCUCUUCUUGGGAACUGAUGCCGUUGCUGAAGCAAUGGCUGCAACUUACAACACAACAAAAGAAAAAAUUCUUGAAGAUGAAUCAAAGGGAAUAAGUACAGCAGUUCGUCUCGCUUUGGGAGAAACUCAAAUAGUGGAGAUGACAAAAAAAUUUUUAGAAGAGAACGGCGUUUGUAUAGAUGCAUUUAAUCAGCCACCAACAAAAAGAUCAAAGACUGUGAUACUUGUGAAGAAUUUACCAGGAAAAACAAGUCAAAAUGAGAUUUUAGAAAUGUUCUCGAAACACGGCGAAGUUGGUCGUGUUAUUUUACCACCUGCAGGAAUCACUGCGAUAGUGGAAUUUUUCGAACCAUCGGAAGCUCGAAUAGCAUUUACAAGAUUGGCUUACACGAAAUUUAAAAGUUUACCGCUUUAUUUGGAGUGGGCGCCCGACAAUAGUUUUGCCAAUGAUUUGAAGAAACUUGACUCCUCUUCGAAUGCAGCGAAACAAAAUAAAUCCAAAGAAGAUGAUAAGAAGCAGGUGCAAAAUGAAAUUGGAAAUGCGAAAGAGGAGAAGAAAAAUAAUGACGAUGAUGAAGAUGAAGAUGACGAUGAACCAGAACCUGAUACCACAUUAUUUGUUAAAAAUUUGAAUUUUUCAACGAUUGACGAGGAUUUGAAAAACCACUUUAAACGUUGCGGUCCACUUCAUUACGCGACGGUCGCCACAAAAAAAGAUCCAAAAAAUCCUUCUGCAAAAUUAUCAAUGGGCUAUGGUUUUGUCAGAUAUAAAUAUAAAGUUCAUGCUGAACGUGCUUUGAAGGAGUUGCAAAUGACGGACUUGGAUGGAAAGACAAUUGAAUUAAAGAGAUCCGAAAGAACAUUACAAUCCGAUCUGCAGGUAACGAAGAAAAAUGCAAAUAUCACUCAGCAAACAGGAACUAAAAUUUUAGUGAGAAAUAUUCCCUUUCAAGCGAAUGCUAACGAAGUUACACAGCUAUUCAAAGUAUUUGGCGAUUUGAAAGCUGUGAGACUGCCAAAAAAAUUAGUUGGCGAUGAAAAACAUCGUGGAUUUGCUUUCGUUGAAUAUUCCACAAAGAAAGAUGCUAAAGCGGCGUUUAAAGCUUUGUGUCAAAGUACACAUUUGUACGGACGGCGUUUAGUUCUGGAAUGGGCACAAAAAGAAGAAGCUAUCGACGAUAUCAGAAAACGAACAGCUAGAAGUUUCCAUGAAGAAAAAUCGAGUAAGCGCUCAAGAAAAGCUGUAGUAGAUGUUGAAGCAAUGGGUCUUGAGGAGAAACACGAAGAAGAAGAAGGAGAAUAAUAAUUUUUUCAUUUUUACAAGUUAGAAAACUUAGAAGAUCAAAAAACAAAAAGAAGGUACUGAAAAGAUAUUCUCUAUCUAAUGAAUAAAAAUAGUAUUUAUUUAA